CAGCUGCGACGAUGAUGUCUUCUAGCAUGUAUCGUUAGUAGGCUUUGGAAGGCGUUCACAUAUGAGCAUUAGUCAGCAUCGAGUUAUAUGUGUUUGCAUGCGUAAGUGGUCUGCUACCACCGUUUCUCUGGUCGGGCCGACGAGUCACUCCGAGCAACUGCUUCGGCGAGGGCUUUGCCUUGAACCUUGCGAUCGGGUCAGUUCGUCGACCAGCUAUUGAACACAACGAAACGCCACCGUGUCGCUCAACAUUCGUUUUAAAUCAUCCCUGCAUCUUGCACGCAAAACAUCGAUGGAGCACCCGAAUCAAGAGCCUACGAAGCAAAUGCAAGGCGAGUUCAUCGAAUGGAAGCCCUCCGAGUCGGGCGAGUGGCAGUUUUUAUUUUUCGAGGACCAGGAGCUCAAACUUUCUCUGGACUCGGAAGAGGAGGGACGGGAAGCGAUGCCAAACAGCAUGAAAGAACCGCCCUAUCUGUUGGACGAAGUUUUGCGAUGCGCUUGCUGCCACCAGUGCCAAUUCCAGUGCUACGAGAACGAUCUGCUGCUGACCUUCCAGUCGCAUCCACGGUUGAUUUGCUGGUUAUGUGAAAAAGCGCCGGCCACGCCGCCCAACACACUUCAAACGACGGCCGUGGACGACUUUACGGAUUCAGAUAGCCUAACAGACACGAGCGACCUUAUCGAAACGGACGACAACGGAGAUUCACGGUUGAUAGAAGGAUAGUUUUUUUUUAAAUAAUUUUCAAGUCAUUCACGAGCCACAGUUCGCACUACAUCUCCCUUUGAUGUGGCGCAAC
Molecule: messenger RNA, 797 nt
Organism: Anopheles merus
Lineage: Eukaryota; Metazoa; Arthropoda; Insecta; Diptera; Culicidae
Exons: 2
Coding region: 293-724 (143 amino acids)
Source: RefSeq, a predicted model, not a curated record